This is a messenger RNA of Zingiber officinale, 1026 nucleotides long. RefSeq lists its product as uncharacterized. The coding region runs from base 1 to 1026 and encodes 341 amino acids. Gene Ontology annotation, cellular component: nucleus. NCBI's taxonomy places the organism in Eukaryota, Viridiplantae, Streptophyta, Magnoliopsida, Zingiberales, Zingiberaceae. The transcript has a single exon. Gene Ontology annotation, biological process: regulation of DNA-templated transcription. The record is from RefSeq and is a predicted model, not a curated record.
AUGGCGCGCGAUCGCUCUCCCUCUUCCGAUGGCCACAAAAGCCGCCGCAAAGCCAAGGCCGCGAGGCAUGCUGCCGACUCCUCUAUCUCCAAGGGCGACCGUGAAACCCUAAAUCCUGACUCGAAGCCGCGUGAUCCCUCUCCCGUCGAGAAGAGGAGCCACCGCAAAGGCAGGAUCUCAAGGAAUGCCGACGAUUCCUCUGGCUCCAAGGGCGGCCGUCAAACCCUAAGUCCCGACUCGAAACCGCGUGAUCCCUCUCCCGUUGAGCAGAGGAGCCGCAGCAAAGGUAAGACCACAAGGUACGACGGAGGCUCCUCUGGCUCCAAGGGCGAGCGUAAAAGCGUGAAUCUUGACUCGGCGCCGCCAGAGCCCUCUCCCGGUCAGCAGAAGAGCAGCGGCAAAGCCGGUGACCCCUCUGGCGACGACGCUGCCAUUGUGAUCCUCCGUGGUGCCGUGGAUUUUCGCCGCCUGACGGGCUUGCUUCCGACCAAGUCUAACCUGCCCGCCUUCUACGACUCAUUGAAGGGCAAACUUCACGAGUCCCUGUCGCAGGAACGUGUUUUUAAUAAGUAUUGCCGUCUGCGCACCAAGCUCAGCCAGGCGCCUUCCAAUAGCCAUGUACCGAAUGGCGGCCUACUCUACGAACUCGCCGCCGAGCUCUGGACCAAGGAUCAUAACACGAAGGACGUGAAGAAUGUUAAGAAGGAACAGAAGACAGAGAAGCCGAUUAAGGAUGUGCAGAUGGAAGAAAAAGAUGAUCUUGAGGAGAACGAAGAAAAAUUAGAUGCACGUCAAUCCUACCGAUAUUUGAUCGAUGCUGCAGAGGCUCAUUGGAAAACAUAUGGCUUGUCGAGUGCACUGUUGGAGGCAAGUCUGAAGCGGUUGGAUUCCGCCAAGGCCGAAGCUUUACAAGCAAAGUGGAAGAAGCAUUUGGAAGACGAAAUGAAGAUUGAGGUGGAUUCGCACAAGAUUUAUGGUGAUAUCUUUGCAUUUCUCAAUGCAACACAUAAGCGCAUGACUUCGUAG